Messenger RNA from Blepharisma stoltei, 600 nucleotides. NCBI's taxonomy places the organism in Eukaryota, Ciliophora, Heterotrichea, Heterotrichida, Blepharismidae. The record is from the annotation of a GenBank genome assembly.
AUGGACCGUGACGCUCAAUAUAUCGGAGACAUGCUCGAAUCCAAUACUAAAUUCAGAUCUCAAUUUGACCCCAAUAGUGAAGACUACCACGGCGGUGACCAACGACCUGUUCCAAUAGGCGGGCACAGAGUUCCCGAUUCCAUGCCUGAAGAAUUCCCAUCUCAGCCAACCCAUGAGGUAAUCCCUGACGAUCCUCAGUAUCAGCUUACCUUAAAUGCCCGCCAAACUCUUCAAGAGUUCAAAAAGGUUGCAUCUCAGGUAUUACCUUCAAUUGAAGCCAAAGUCAGAGCUCACCAAUUAAAAGACCAAGAAAAACGAGAUACUGCUUUAGCUGAAGGAAACAAUAGGUUGAAUACAGUUCUUGAAGAAUUUGCAGCCUAUAAAGAAAGAUUGGCUGCCUUUGGAAGUGUCCUUGAAAAUUAUGAUGGCCAGAUUGACCAAGUUAUUGCUGGAGCAAGAGUUGAGUAUGAGACAAAGGAAAGCUAUGGGGAAUAUAUGCUCCAGACUAAUAUUUUCUUGAAGAAAAUAUUCCAUGAUAUUCAAGCGCUGCUGCAGAGGAUUAAAGAGAUAAAAAAAGCUGCAGCUGCGAAAGUUCAGUAA